AUGGGUUGGUCACCUGGUAAAGGGCUUGGAAUGAAUGAGAAUGGAUCACAGGAAUGUAUCAAGCUUUCUCAUAAAUUAGAUAAUCUCGGAAUUGGUGCCUCCAAGAAAACAAUUGAUAAUUGGUUAGAUAACUCGAAUGCAUUCAAUGAAUUAUUAAAAGGAUUAAACCAACAAACUCAAGACGAUGUUAAUAAUAUCGCAGAAAAUAUUGAGCAAAAUAAUAAUAAUGACCUUGAGUUAGAUCUUGACUCGAUUAAGAAUAAGAAGAAUAUCAAUAUGGAUCUUUCCAAGUCGGAAAUCACAAAUGAGUCGAAAAUCACAAAUGAGUCAAAUUCCAAUAUACGUCUCGCUCAUCGUGCAAAAUAUCUUAAAAGUAAAAAGGCUGCUGUACAAGAUUCUGAACGAUUGAAGGAAAUUUUGGGCGUAAAAACUAGGUCUAAUGUUACGAAGAUCGAAUCCAUUUCUGAUUUUAAGAAUAGUUUCAACCAAGACGACUCUGAAAGUGUUGUAACCAAUCCAAAUAAUUCCAAUAAAAAUGAAAAAGACCAUUUUUCCGAUGUUAAUGCAAAAUACUUUGAAAAUGAAAGCGAUGAUGAACGGCCUUGCUUUAACAUGGACGAUUUAAAUUUAAACAAUAAAGGUUCUAUUUACACCAAAGAAGGCAAAGAACGAGAAACCGGUGUCAAUCUUAAUUGUGAUCCUGGAUCUAACAAUUAUUGCAAAUCAACA
Molecule: messenger RNA, 729 nt
Organism: Racocetra fulgida
Lineage: Eukaryota; Fungi; Glomeromycota; Glomeromycetes; Diversisporales; Gigasporaceae
Source: the annotation of a GenBank genome assembly